Closterium sp. NIES-65 is the source of this 603-nucleotide messenger RNA. The record is from the annotation of a GenBank genome assembly. Lineage: Eukaryota; Viridiplantae; Streptophyta; Zygnematophyceae; Desmidiales; Closteriaceae.
AUGCAUCGAGGCAUGACGCAGCUGCUGCUGUCGGAGGAGCAGCACGGCUUCGUGGAGAUCAUGAACGACAUUCUGGAUCUGAGCAAUAUCGAGGCAAACGAGUUUGAGAUGGGCACCGCGACUUCGUUGUCACCGACUGCCUCACCUACCUGGAGAGCAGCCUGGAUGCCAUCCGCUGCCGGCAGACACACCCCUUCGACCUUCCGCUCAUGGAUGUGCAGGAAAAAGUGUACAACUCGUUUGAAGGCUCUCUUGCUGUCCGCUCUACACUCACUCGUCUCAAACACCUGUGAAACCCCCACCUCAACUUACCGCAUCAACACUCUCCCUCACCUCCAGCACCUUAUCAGCUGGAUGGCUUGGCGUCUCAUCGCCACAGCACCGAUUCAACUCUCCUCCCCCACCCCGCAAACCCCUCAGGUGAUUGACUGCAACAACAGCAGCAGCAACUGUGUUGACGGCGGGUGGCCGACGGCAGCGCUGGACUACAUGGUGGACGCCACACGCCAGUGGGGGGGCCUCGCCGCCGAGACACCCUUCUUCCCGUACCUGCAGAGGCAGAGCAGACAUCUCAAAAAUCAUGAAUCGUUUUACAUAACGUAG